AUGCGUCUACGCAGAUUUAAUCCUGUCGCUGAGCACGUUCCAGGUAAAUUGCUUGUGGUUCCUGAUACGCUUUCGCGAAACCCUAUGAAAACACAAAAUGACAGCAGAGAGACUGCUAUUGAAAUUUUCGUAAAUUCGAUUGAACAGUUGCGACCAAUAUCGGAUAUGAAAUUGGAGCGUAUACGGGACGCACAGUUCAAUGAUGCAGGUGUCCAAAAAGCAAUCGUAUAUACAAAGUAUGGUUGGCCAGAAAAAGAAACUUGUGUGGAUGUACCAGCACGAGAAUACUUUGCAUCACGAGGAGAACUUUCAGUGUCUAAUGGUUUGCUUUUAUACCGUGAUCGAGUUGUUGUUCCAGAAGAACUACGUAAAGAGAUUAUGGAAAAUCUCCAAGAAGGUCACAUGGGCAUUGAGAAAUGUCGUGAACGCGCUAGAACAACCGUAUGGUGGCCUGGCCUUACCAAGUACAUUAAGGCAAAAGUAGACUCUUGUCAAUUCUGUCAAGACCACAAACCUACCCAAAGGAAAGAACCAUUGAAAAACAUUACGAGUAGUCAAGUAAUUCUGCGAUUGAAAAAUAUCUUCGCACAUUGGGGUGUCCCGGAAGAGUUUGUAUCGGACAACGGUACGCAAUUUGCAUCACGUGAGUUCGCAGAGUUCGCGAAGGAAUAUGGAUUCCGACAAACUUUUUCGAGUCCACAUUAUCCUCAGGGAAAUGGUGAGGCAGAGAGUGGUGUAAAAACAGCUAAGCGUAUUCUAGACCAAGAUGAUGUGUUCAUUGCACUUAUGGCAUAUCGAGCAACACCUAUCGUCGCGACUGGUUCGAGCCCGAGCCAGUUGAUUAUGGGUAGACAAAUUCGUACUACAGUGCCAGUCGUCGAGAAGAAAUUAGUUCCAAAAUGGCCGAAUGCAAAGAAUGUAAGGAAACGGGAUACAGAAUAUAAACGUUGUUAUGUCUAUCAUUACAACCGUCGACAUGGUGUACGAGAUUUACCCGAUCUGGACAUUGGUGAUGAGGUCAAGGUCAAACUAGAUGGCGAAAAACUCUGGUCCGCGAAGGGAGUCGUAGAAGAGGCGUAUCCUGAAAUUAGGUCAUACCGUGUCAGAACGCCAAAGGGGGUAUACCAACGAAAUCGUAGACAUCUACAGACUAUUGCCCCAGAUGACGUCAGAAUUACUCCGACGUACGAUAAAUUGUUGUCAGGUGAUCUUAACGUCACACCGAGGAAAACUGUUCCGUCAGCAGUCUCAACACCACAUGUGAAGUCGUCAACGUCAACACCACCAGCUCCAAUUGUAGACAAGUCAACGUCACCUACUGAUGUUUCGGACAACACAUACACCAGUCCAAAGAGGUUGACCAAACUUCCUACGAGGCUGAAAGACUAUGAGGUCACAUGA
Molecule: messenger RNA, 1401 nt
Organism: Ylistrum balloti
Lineage: Eukaryota; Metazoa; Mollusca; Bivalvia; Pectinida; Pectinidae
Exons: 2
Coding region: 1-1401 (466 amino acids)
Biological process (GO): DNA integration
Molecular function (GO): nucleic acid binding
Source: RefSeq, a predicted model, not a curated record